Orycteropus afer afer is the source of this 1155-nucleotide messenger RNA. It is a transcript of the gene CCDC196, whose product is annotated as coiled-coil domain containing 196. The record is from RefSeq and is a predicted model, not a curated record. Bases 1 to 1155 code for a protein of 384 amino acids. The transcript is spliced from 12 exons. NCBI's taxonomy places the organism in Eukaryota, Metazoa, Chordata, Mammalia, Tubulidentata, Orycteropodidae.
AUGAUGAAUGGUGCAAACUUUUUCGGAUCACACUUGCCCUCAAAAACUAGAAGUUCUAAAGUAGAUGACAACUACUUAAAGGAAUUGAACGAAGAUUUAAAGCUAAGGAAGCAGGAAUUGGUAGAGAUGUUAAAACCCCUAGAAAAUAAGAACAACCUCUUAUUCCAGAAGUUAAUGUUCAACUUGGAGGAAAAACAAAGAAGUCUGCAGAUCAUGAGGCAAAUCAUGGCAGGAAAAGAGGCUGAUGAAUCCUCAGUAGUAGAGCUCAUCAGAGAAGCAGAAGAGAUGAAGCAGAACCUAGAAAAGAAAAACAAGAUGCUUCGGAAGGAAAUGGAGAUGCUUUGGAACAAGACAUUUGAAACAGAAGAAACUGGUGAUCAACAAAAAAUACCACAGAUAAAAAACAAGGCAGACUUGCAGGAUGGAAAGGCUUCCAAAUCCCCCUCAUCAUAUAGGAAGACCAGGACUGACCUAGAGAUAUCACAAACAGAGAAAGUGAAGGAGAUAAGGGAGGAAAAGCAACAGAGGAAAAUGGAAUGGGUCAGGUAUCAGGAACAAGCCAACCUCCUUCAGAAUGACUUUCAUGGAAAAGUGAUUGAGCUGAGAAUUGAAGCCUUGAAGAACUACCAGAAGGCCAAUGACCUGAAAUUAUCACUGUACUUAGAGCAGAAUUUUAAGCCAAAGCAAGCAUUUUUAAAUCUUCCUAGGUACCCAGGUACUAUGGGCAGCGCAACUACAGGCAGAGCAACCACAGUCAAAAACGAACGUAAUGUGAGAAAUCUGGAAUCGAAGACCAACACAGAGCAACAAGGAGCUAAAGGAAGUCAGUUUGAUGAUGUAGGAGGGAGGCUCUUUCUGCUGAGGUCACUGCCAGAUGAAGCUCUGAAUUUUGAGUGGGCCCCAGAACAAGAAAAGGAUCUGCAAUAUGUUCAGGCUACUGUGCAAGCUGCUCUGCCACUUGGGCCAUAUGAUCCAGCGGAUUCAAUGGUUCUUGAAGUGUCGGUGGCAGAGAUGCUGUUUGGAGUCUUUGUCAAACCCCCCACUGACCAUGACGGUGAAGCUCAAGACCACAAAACCAUGGGCCAACCAGGCGAAGAGAAGCCAGAUAUCUUCACUCAGAAAGCCCUGCCGCGAACUCUUAAGCUUUGCUUGUGA